CUCACACUUUCAAGUUCCCUUGGAGGGAGAGGAGGUGGGGCUGCAGAAAGAGGAGGCCAGGAGCAGUUCCAUCCGUCCCGUCCCGUCUCCCCCUUUUCCUCUUGCUCCCUGCACCCUGGCUCUGCGAGAGUUGAGGGUUCGGGUGGUAGUCCGCGGCAGUGAGGGCAAGAGGGUCAGGAGAGUGGGCAGCGGAGCCAGGGGUGCGGGGGAAGAUGCCCAUCCUGCUGUUCCUCAUAGACACGUCCGCCUCUAUGAACCAGCGCACUGACUUGGGCACCUCCUAUUUGGACAUUGCCAAAGGCGCUGUGGAGUUAUUCUUGAAGCUGCGCGCCCGGGACCCGGCCAGCCGCGGAGACAGGUACAUGCUGGUCACCUACGACGAACCUCCGUACUGCAUCAAGGCUGGUUGGAAGGAAAAUCACGCAACAUUCAUGAGUGAACUAAAAAAUCUUCAGGCUUCUGGACUGACUACUCUUGGUCAGGCUCUAAGAUCCUCAUUUGAUUUGUUAAAUCUCAAUAGAUUAAUAUCUGGAAUAGACAAUUAUGGACAGGGGAGAAAUCCAUUUUUUUUAGAACCAUCUAUUUUAAUUACCAUCACAGAUGGAAACAAGUUAACGAGUACUGCUGGUGUUCAAGAAGAGCUUCAUCUCCCUUUGAAUUCUCCUCUGCCCGGAAGUGAACUAACCAAAGAACCUUUUCGUUGGGAUCAAAGGUUAUUUGCCCUGGUGUUGCGUUUGCCUGGAUUGGCUUCCAUGGAACCCGAGCAAGUAGGGAGUGUACCGACUGAUGAGUCCGCCAUCACACAGAUGUGUGAAGUCACAGGAGGUCGCUCCUACUGUGUGAGAACACAAAGGAUGUUGAAUCAGUGUUUAGAAUCUCUAGUUCAGAAAAUUCAGAGCGGCGUAGUUAUUAACUUUGAAAAAACGGGACCAGAUCCACUUCCUGUCGGAGAAGAUGGACUUAUGGAUUCAGCCAGGCCAAGCAAUUCAUUUGCUGUUCAACCAUGGCACAGCUGUCAUAAGCUCAUUUAUGUACGACCUAACUCUAAGACUGGUGUUCCUGUUGGACAUUGGCCAAUUCCAGAAUCUUUUUGGCCAGAUCAGAAUUUACCUUCACUACCUCCACGAACAUCUCAUCCUGUUGUGAGGUUCUCCUGUGUAGAUUGUGAGCCAAUGGUAAUAGACAAACUUCCUUUUGACAAAUAUGAACUUGAACCUUCACCCUUAACUCAGUACAUCCUGGAACGAAAGUCUCCCCAUACCUGCUGGCAGGUAUUUGUUACUAGCAGCGGAAAAUACAAUGAACUUGGCUAUCCAUUCGGUUAUUUAAAAGCCAGUACGACUUUAACUUGUGUAAACCUCUUUGUGAUGCCGUACAACUACCCGGUUUUACUCCCUCUUUUAGAUGACUUGUUUAAAGUUCACAAGCUUAAGGCAAAUCUGAAGUGGCGACAGGCUUUUGACAGCUACUUAAAAACUCUGCCUCCGUACUACUUAUUACCAUUAAAGAAAGCACUAAGGAUGAUGGGAGCUCCAAAUCUGAUAUCAGAUAAUUUAGAUUGUGGACUUAGUUACAGUGUUAUCUCUUACCUUAAAAAACUCAGCCAACAGACCAAACUAGAGUCAGAACGAAUACUAGCAUCCGUGGGGAAGAAACCUCCCCAGGAAAUUGGAAUCAGAGUGAAAAACCAUUCUGGAGUUGGCGUGUCCUUGACGCACAGUAAAAAUUUUAGAAAACUGUUGAAAGAAAUCAUAGGGGAAAGUGCACCAAGACUGACAGAAUUGAAUACCAAAGAAUUUGCUGGCUUCCAGUUAGGGCUCUUAAACAAGGAUUUGAAACCUCAGACAUAUAGAAAUGCUUAUGAUAUUCCGCGUAGAGGUCUUUUAGACCAGUUAACGAGAAUGAGAUCCAAUCUCCUGAAGACACACAAGUUUAUUGUGGGACAAGAUGAAGAUUCCCUUCAUAGCAUUCCAGUGGCACAAAUGGGUAACUAUCAGGAGUAUCUAAAGACAUUGGCUUCCCCCCUUCGAGAGAUUGAUCCUGAUCAACCAAAAAGACUGCAUACUUUCGGCAACCCAUUCAAACAAGAUAAGAAGGGAAUGAUGAUUGAUGAAGCAGAUGAGUUCGUAGCAGGGCCACAAAACAAAGUGAAGCGUCCGGGAGAAGCCAGCAGUCCUCUGUCAUCUAAGAGAAGGCGGAGUAUGUCCCUGCUGUUGGCGAGACCACAAACACCACCUACUGUAACUAACCACGUGGGCGGCAAGGGACCACCCUCAGCCUCGUGGUUACCAUCUUAUCCAAACCUCCUAAAACCCACCCUUGUCCAUACAGACGUUACGGUCAUUCCUGAGGUCCACGAGGAGAAGAUGGAAAAUGGUCAGCUCACGCCUGAUGGCUUCCUGUCAAAACCUGCUCCGCCAGAGCUUAUGAAUACGGCAGGAGAUGGUAUUCCACACAACCAGUUGGAUUCUCUGUCUGAUGACUUUGCUAGUCUGAGGAAGGAUGGCCUGAUUCACAAACCUGGGACUAACGCAAUCCUAGGGGGAAGCAAAAGUGGCAGUGUCUCUGUAGAGGAUCGGAAAGUCUCAGGAACAUCUGCUUUGGGAACUGUAGCAAACGCUUUGCAGAUAACUCCUGCCAUGGCACAAGGAAUCAAUGCUGAUAUAAAACAUCAGUUAAUGAAGGAAGUUCGGAAAUUUGGACGAAAGUACGAAAGGAUUUUCAUUUUGCUUGAAGAAGUGCAAGGGCCUCUUGCAGUCAAGAAACAAUUUGUUGAAUUUACCAUCAAGGAAGCCACAAGGUUUAAAAGACGAGUCUUAAUCCAGUACCUGGAGAAGGUCCUAGAAAAAAUAGACUCCCACCACCACCUCAACAAUGUUAAUCAUAUCAACAGCCGAUCAUCGUGUUAAUACAAAGACCAAGGAGAAAAAAGGGCAAGUUCUCCGUGCUAUAGGAUGGAACAGAAUAUUGUUAAAGCUUCCUAGCAUGUUUUGGCCAAGGGAAUUGCCUUCCUGAAGCUAAGAAAAAGCCAUGAAGCUUUUAUUAUUAUUAUUAUUAUUUUUUUAAUUUUAUGAGUCUCUGGAAGUAAAAGGUGGCUCUUGCCCUAAGAGUUUUCCUUGAAAGUAUUCGUUUGUUGUUUUGUUGUUUCUUUUCCCAGUUGAGGAAGGUGAUAUUGUUAAUUCUGCAGGUUUAUUUCAGUAAACACUGUCACCCCUACUAGAUGUGAUAAGGGUUUCCUCCUUGGAGCUUUGUUGUUCUGGGUGUUUCCAGAGUGACUAAGGGCCCCCUGUAAGUGGAGCACUGCUCGGUGCCCUUACUACGUCCUCCAGAAAAGAAUAGGUGUUCAGAAGCCAACUGGUCAUCUUGUGCGUGCCGAACAAAGUUUUCAACAAUUCCUAGUUGUGCCUUUUAAACCAUGCAGUAUUCAGGACAGUUUGAAGCAAAGAGUAAGAAAGCUGCUAUUCGGGUAACUUAUUUCUCUGUGGGAGGGGGCAGGGAGAGUCACAAACGAUCUACCUCCAACUCUCUUCUAUUUUGUCUAGAGACAUCACCAAGUGCACCUGAGGCUACCCCAACCCUGACAUUUGUUCUUGCAUGUAACGCCAGAAAGUCUUCAGGUGGACUUGGACAUUCUGUGCUUUGAAAGCACUAAAAGAAAAAAAAAUCAUGUAUAUAGUUCCUUUAAUGUUUAUACAAAGGUUUAUAUGGAGCAGUAUUGUGAUGUCUGUAUUAAUUUGCAAAAAUUUUAAGUGUACAAAGAUAUUUUGAGUUUGUGUAUAUAAAAUAAAUCAUUUUAUGGAUUUU
This is a messenger RNA of Neogale vison (American mink), 3804 nucleotides long. RefSeq names its product integrator complex subunit 6 like (gene INTS6L). NCBI's taxonomy places the organism in Eukaryota, Metazoa, Chordata, Mammalia, Carnivora, Mustelidae. The coding region runs from base 213 to 2909 and encodes 898 amino acids. The transcript has 18 exons. Gene Ontology annotation, biological process: snRNA 3'-end processing. The record is from RefSeq and is a predicted model, not a curated record. Gene Ontology annotation, cellular component: integrator complex.